Messenger RNA from Onychostoma macrolepis, 2132 nucleotides. RefSeq names its product caveolin 4b (gene cav4b). The transcript is spliced from 4 exons. Gene Ontology annotation, biological process: caveola assembly. The record is from RefSeq and is a predicted model, not a curated record. Gene Ontology annotation, molecular function: molecular adaptor activity. NCBI's taxonomy places the organism in Eukaryota, Metazoa, Chordata, Actinopteri, Cypriniformes, Cyprinidae. Bases 837 to 1355 code for a protein of 172 amino acids. Gene Ontology annotation, cellular component: caveola.
AAUAGUAUUCAUUAAUAAUUUUAAUUAGAUACUAUAUGUAUUAUUAGUUUGUUAUAUAAAUAGUGUUUUUGUAAUUUUAUUUCAGAUUUAGUGAUUUUACUACUUCAACUUAUAUCUAAUUUUCAUGUAUUUUUUUAAAUGAAAGUUUUUCAUCUAACAUCAUUUUAUUUUAUUUCAGUCUUUCAGUUUAUUAUGUGCAUUUAUUUAUUUUUUUAUAACAAAUUGAUUUAUGAAAUGUUCUAUUCCAUACAGUGAAGGGUUCUUUUCACCACUCAGAUGAGCAAGUAACUGUAUGAUUACAGUGAAGCAAAAUUAAUAUUACCUAACAAUAACAACACUGUGUAAUACAAUGGAUAACACAAUGACAGACGUUUUAAAGUGAAUAUUUUUGAAACCCGCUGUGUGUUUUCUAAAAACUAUAAAUUAGUAAUUGUUUUAAAUAUGAGAUGAUAUGUGAGGAAACUGACUGCGUGUGAGGAGGGUUAGCCUAUCCCGUAACCUGAUCAGUGGUGCCCUCUCCAUUCCUCUCCCCAAAAUAACUCUACGCUCAGCCUGCUAAUUCUUCACUGGGUACAGACACUUCUACACACUAGACUAUGGCAAAGAACACAAGGCAGAAAGAGUGAGGUCACACCUCCACACUGGAAGACGGUCCCCUUCUGUAAUAGUUUGAUAUAGGAGGCCACAUAUUCAUCUGUUAGAUGUGGACAACAAGACAAUUUAUGGAGAUUAUCAGUGUCUGUGAGAUAGAUCAAAACUGUUGCUUUUGCUGAACUUUAUUGACCUGGACAGGAUUACAGUUUUAUUUUUGGAUCAGGACUAUUGAAUAGGUCAAUAUGAUGUCAGACGAGUAUUUGGUGGAGUGUAAUAUUGAUGAUGAUGAUGAUGAAGAGGAAGAUGAUGAUGAUUUGAAGAAGAUCCACCCAUCUCCGCCUCCUCCCCCACAGUUCUCCUCCACCUCGUCCCUCACUCAGGGUGAGAUCAGGGAUCCCUGUGGCCUCAACAAACACUUGAAGAUAGAGUUCAGCGACGUUUUGGCAGAGCCCGCGUCCACACAGAGCUACGACCGUGUGUGGGUGUACAGCGGCAUCGGCUUCGAGUCUGCGCGGCUCUGGGGUUACCGCUGCCUCUCAGCACUGUGUGCGCUUCCGCUCUCAUGUCUCUGUGGGUGUCUCUUUGCCCUACUGGCCUGUAUGCACAUCUGGUGUGUGAUGCCCUGUAUUCAGGUGUUUCAUAGCUGCCUGCCCUGUGUGAGGUCACUGUGGAUGAGUGUGGUUAAUAUCUUCAUCGCUCCGUUCUGCACAUCUGUGGCUCGCUGUUGCAGUGGCAUAUAUGUGGUGUUCUCCAAAGAGUGACGAAACACAAGGAGGAAUCUGAAGAAGCUUGGCAAACUGCUUUUCUCUUAAUUACAAAACAUGAAUCCUUGGAAUACCUGAAUUGAUUUUUUACUAUUUAAAGCUGUCUUGAAAUAACCAUGAGACAUUCAAAGAAGAGGAUUAUGGCCUACAUGUUAUUAAAUAGAUAUUGAAUCAUUUGGAACACAUUCUGCAUGGGUUUGUCAUAUGAAAUUACAAUAUAGGCUUUUUUCAUACAAUCUGUUGAUAGGCCUAUUUAUUUUUCUCUCUCUCUGAUGUUUGAUAAUGAACAAUUGUCAUGUAUGUCUGUUUUGAUGGUUGCCAUGCCAUACAUGUAUUUUAUUAAAAAAACCACUUAGCCUGCAUCUUACAUACAAGCCACGUUUUCUCAUUUACUCCAGUCUUCAGUGUCACAUGAUCCUUCAGAAAUCACUUUAAUAUGCUGAUAUGGUGCUCAAGAAACAUUUCUUAAAUAUUAUCAGUUGUGCUGCUUAAUAUUUUUGAGGAAUCUGUAAUAUUUUCUUUUCAGGUUUCUUUAAUAGAAAGUUGUUGUUGUUUUUUUUUAAUGUAAAAGUGUUUACUGUCACUUUUGGUUAAUUUAAUGUGUCCUUGCUGAAUAAAAGUAUUUAUAAAAAAAAAAAUGUAAUAAAUACAUCUUUAUGGAAUAGUCAGUUUUCGUAUCCAUUGCAAUAAGUCCAUUCCUUUCAAAAGUAUGCACAGUAUGAUGAAAACUCAUUGUUAAGUGGGUAUCAGUUUGAUCAAUAUAUAUAUUUCCUA